Messenger RNA from Trichophyton verrucosum HKI 0517, 717 nucleotides. RefSeq lists its product as uncharacterized. The transcript has a single exon. NCBI's taxonomy places the organism in Eukaryota, Fungi, Ascomycota, Eurotiomycetes, Onygenales, Arthrodermataceae. The record is from RefSeq and is a predicted model, not a curated record. Bases 1 to 717 code for a protein of 238 amino acids.
AUGGAAGCUCCCAGCUCAACAAAGCAAACGGAUGCCCCUUUUCGUUUUCUCGAUCUGCCCUUUGAAAUUCGCCAUGAAAUCUAUUCAUACUGUAUGCCGUACCAUACCCAUUUUGAGGAGAUACGCUAUUUCAGGGCCCGCGCUAGCUUUCCGCAGCCGGCAGUAAAAAAGUCAAACGUCAAGAACAAAAAUGCCCUCCUCCGCGUCUCAAAACAGAUAAGUGAGGAGUGUCUGAACAUACUAUACGGCAAAAACAGAUUCUAUAUCACCCUCAACGCUUCGAAACGAUGCCUCCUUGCCAAUCGUAUCACUACAGAGAACAGAACUAGAAUCAGAGAUGUGGUUGUUAUUGUGCGACACAUGGGGCCCGCAUACGGGCUACCGCCGCCUGUGCCUGCAGAUGGGCUGUGGUCUUCGUUGCUCCCUGGCCUAAGACAGCUGAAGAUCAUUGCUGAGCAGCCCGUGCAAUCUCCCAAUUCACCCUUUGACCCAGCCUUUGACGAAAAGGUCAGAAGCUGGGUCAAGUGGUUUGGCCUUCUGAUGGAGUGUUUUGCGAAAUAUUUGACUUCUUAUACCGUCGUCGAGGUGGACGAGAACGGAAAGGACGUCACUACGGAGCUUGUCAGGCAACAUCUCACCCAUAGUUAUCGAGUGGUCAGAGACGAUAUCCACGGCGACUUUAUUUUCCAGAGGGGACGAUUUGCCAUACAUGCAUAG